Molecule: messenger RNA, 2377 nt
Organism: Bactrocera tryoni
Lineage: Eukaryota; Metazoa; Arthropoda; Insecta; Diptera; Tephritidae
Product: scoloptoxin SSD14
Exons: 7
Coding region: 16-1824 (602 amino acids)
Biological process (GO): glutathione catabolic process
Cellular component (GO): plasma membrane
Molecular function (GO): glutathione gamma-glutamate hydrolase
Source: RefSeq, a predicted model, not a curated record
CUCUAAGCCGACGAUAUGAGGAAUAACGAUAAUUAUAAAUCAAGGACGCCAUGGAGAAAUAUACAAGCCACUCAAAUGAAAUCUCCGCUGUUGGUGAAUAAAGCCAAUACGAGCUGCUGCAAAAAAUACGCCAAUAUUUGGGUAAUAUUAAUACUAGCCAUUAUUGGCAUUUCAUUGGGUUUGGCUCUUGGAUUAAGAAGUAAACACAAUGGGACAUUAAAACUUGGUUAUGGUGUAAUUGUUUCAAACGGUGAUGGCUGCGCCGAGGUUGGAGGAAAGAUAUUAAGCAAAGGUGGCUCGGCAGUGGAUGCGGCGAUUGCUACAUUACUAUGUGAGGGUGUGAUGCUGCCUCAUAGCAUGGGAGUUGGCGGUGGGUUUGUGGCUACAAUUUACUGCAAGGAAACAGGAAAAAUUGAAACACUAAUAGCACGUGAAACCGCGCCUGCUGCUUCUGCUGAGAAAAUGUUUAUUAAUAAGAAAAUUACAGGCGCUCUUGCUGUUGCUAUACCCAGUGAAAUAUAUGGAUAUUGGUGUUUGCAUGCAAAAUAUGGGAAAUUGCCUUGGAAGGUUUUAUUCGAACCUACAAUUGAGCUAUGCUUUAAGGGAAUUAAAGUUUCAAAGUAUUUGGCGGAUAUAUUAAAACUAUAUUGCGAUCGCAUACGUAGUGAACCCUCAAUGGUCGAAAUUUUUAUUAAUCCAAAUACUGAUGAGCUGUACAAAGAAGGGGAAAUAAUGUAUCGCCCAAAAUUAGGUGAAACUUUGAAAAUAGUGGCAGAAGAAGGACCAGGGGUUAUUUAUAAUGGUGGAAGAGUUGGCAAAAAACUGGUUCAGGAUAUACAAGAAAUGGGUGGAAUUGUUACAGAGUCAGAUUUACGAAAUUAUGAAGUACGUUGGGAAGAUACAGUUAAGGUGCAAUUUAAGCAUGGUUAUACAUUACAUACCACCCCAUUGCCAACUAGUGGUGUUGUGCUGGCUUUUAUACUAAAUGUAAUGGAGCCGAUGUACACAAAAAAUGAAUCGGUAUUUUGGCAUCGAAUGAUUGAAACUUUCAAGCAUGCAUAUGGACAUCGAACCCUACUUGGCGAUAUUCAUUUUGAACCGCAUGUUUCUGAAACUUAUGAAAACAUGCUUGACCCAAGUUUUGCUGCAAAGUCUCGAGAGCUUAUCUUGGACGAUCGCACAUACACUGAUUUCGCUCACUACGGUGCUAAUUUUACAAAUGAGGAGGAUAGGGGAACAGCCAACAUUGCUAUAUUAGCACCAAAUGGAGACGCUAUCGCAGUAACAAGUACAGUAAACAGCCAUUUUGGUUCCAAAGUUCGAUCCCGUCAAACUGGAAUUAUACUCAAUGACGAAAUGGAUGAUUUUUCGACUCCAGGCGUUAUAAAUGCUUAUGGUAUACCAUCUUCACCUUCCAAUUACAUAAAACCUGGCAAGCGUCCUUUAAGUUCAACAUGCCCCAGCAUAGUGCUUGAUCAUAAUGGAAAUGUUAAGUUAAUGGUAGGAGGUGCGGGGGGAUCGCGAAUCACUACCUCUGUUGCUCAAGUUAUAAUCCGGUAUUUGAUGCUAAAUCAUACAUUACAAGAAUCACUUGACGCUGGACGUGUACAUCAUCAGCUGGCACCUAUGCAAGUAGACGUAGAACCAGAGGUACCAGAACAUGUGAACAAUUAUUUGUUAAAAGUGGGUCACGAUAUUAAUUAUUUGGGUGGAGAUAAAGCAUAUUCAGCACUAACUGCAAUUGGCCUAAAAACAGAGAUGCCUCAAGCCGCAUGCGAUCGCCGUCGUCUAGGCAGCUGGAAAAUUAUAUCUCCGGAUGUUUAGUGUAUAAAAAAUCACCGUCUGAACAGGAUAUUAAAUAACUUUCAACUAAUUUUUAUAGAACGUAAAACUAGAUAUUACACGUGGCUUGAUCUCAGCAAAUCAGUACUAUUGCAGAUUUCUAUUACUAUUCAAUUCCUUUUAGAGUAGCCUUCUAAACUGAAUUCUGAAUCAACUUUUUUAUUGUAUAUAAUAUAAAUAUUUCGAUAUUCCGGCAAACAUUUUUAUUGAUACUUGUAAACUUAAUUUCAUGACAAAUAUGUAAAUAAUUUUGGAAUUUUAUUAGAAAGAUUGUAAUAAUGAUUUUUCUGACCGGAUACAAACACCGCUUGCACGGUUAUAGCCGGAGAUAUUAUAUAUAUAAUGAUUUUCAAUUCUGUGAUUGACCUUUUCCGGAUCUACUUUAUAAAUUAAAUUAACGCCUUCAGGUGAGUUUAUAUAAUAUAGAUAUAUUUAAUUUCAUUUCAAUGUGGUUGCUUUUAAUAAAAAUAUCGUGGAUACGAAGCAAAAUAUAGUAAUGAAAUUUAAUAAAAUACCAAAUAUGAUUAUACCUAUC